AAUCUUCCUCAAGCUCCAAUUCCAGUGCAAAAUGCAAGAAAUGUUACCCCAGAGCAAAAUCUGCCACCAGCCCCCGAAAGCGAUCUCAUAUCAUUCGAUGAAAACCUACCAAUGUUUCAGCCAACCCAGCCGAGAGAGGCAGUCGACCUUUUAACUAAUAAUGAAAAAGAUAGCAAACCAAGUGAUGAUGUGGAACAUCUAAGCUCUGCUUCUUCAGAAUAUGAUACUGCUGAAGAAGAUCCUGAUGUUUAUUUCGAAAAAAUCAACGAUCUAUACAUUAAUAGAAUAACAGAAACUGAAAAAUUUAAUGAAGAUGAAGUAUGUGAUUAUUAUGCUUUUGUUCCAAAAGAAUAUUAUGCUGAAGGUGAGCCUUUAGCCUUCUUUGAAUCAAUCGAAGAAAAAAUAGAGAAUAUAUACAAAAAAGAAUUAACUUUAAAGGGAGGGUUAAAAGUAAGAAUCGUGUUAUAUGCAUAUAUGAAGAAAAUAGAGCCAGAAACCCAAGAACCUAAAUAUAAAACUUUUCUGUUCAAACAUGAAACUAUAGAAGUUAUUAGAGAAGAUCGAAUUAACGCAACUAUAGAAAAAGGAUAUAACGAAAUUAUAGACCAGAUUGAGGAUGAAGCAAUACAAGAAUCAGGAUGGUCUUUUGUUCGAGCAGAAGAGGUAUUUCUCGAAAUAAGCGCAUUCAGACCUUUGCAUGGUAGUAGCUAUUUAUCUUUACCAGAAGCUUUGGAUAAACCUCAACUAGGAUUAAUUAAUCCUCAAAAUAGAGACGAUAAUGAAUGUUUCAAAUGGUGUAUAAGUGCAUAUCAUAUAAGAGAAGAAGCAAUAAAAAAUAAUAGAAAGCCACCACAUCUUAAUGAAAUCCAUAGACUUAGACGAAAUGCAAAUAUAGCAAAUUAUGAAGGCAUAAAAUUUCUAGCAACAUUACACGAUAUUGAUAAAUUCGAAGAAAUUAACCCUAACUAUGCUAUUAAUAUAUUUAGACCAGUUUAUAGUGAAGCUUUUGGAACAAUAAAAGUAGAUAUAGACCCAUUACAUAUUUCAGAACGAAAUUAUCAGGUCGAACAUAUGAUAGAUUUAUUAUAUUUAACAGAAAGUGAGGAGAAUUUAAAUGAUCGAAAAAAUCCUAAUGAUAUACCUGAAGGACUUAAAACACAUUAUAUUCUUAUAACAGAUUUUACUCGAUUGACGCAUAAAUGGAAUAAUCAUCAUGAUAAAAAAUACUUUUGCCGAAAAUGCUUACGAUUUCCUUAUAGUUGA
Dentiscutata heterogama is the source of this 1263-nucleotide messenger RNA. NCBI's taxonomy places the organism in Eukaryota, Fungi, Glomeromycota, Glomeromycetes, Diversisporales, Gigasporaceae. The record is from the annotation of a GenBank genome assembly.